This is a messenger RNA of Hordeum vulgare subsp. vulgare (domesticated barley), 2130 nucleotides long. Its product is annotated as serine/arginine repetitive matrix protein 1-like. The transcript has 9 exons. Lineage: Eukaryota; Viridiplantae; Streptophyta; Magnoliopsida; Poales; Poaceae. The record is from RefSeq and is a predicted model, not a curated record. Bases 1 to 1287 code for a protein of 428 amino acids.
AUGGAAAUGGAGGUGACAGUUUUCGUUAACGCUAAUCGCACAUCCUCCACAUCGUCUCGCGGUCAAUCCCGGCCGCAACCUCCCGCGGUCUCUCCCCGCUCGUCACGCUCGCCCGCCUCCCCCGCAGGACGCCGCGCCUCCCCCGGUCGCCUCGCCUCCCCCCGCUCGCCAGGACACCGCGCCUCCACCCGGUCGCCUCGCCUCCCCCCGCUCGCCAGGCCGCCGCGCCGCGCUGCUCGCCGCGCUCGCCCCUCCUCCACCCGGUCGCCUCGCCUCCCCCCGUUCGCCAGGCCGCCGCGCCGCGCCGCUCGCCGCGCUCGCCCCGCCUCCCCCCUCUCACCUCACCUUCCCCCGCUCGCCAGGCCGCCGCGCCGUGCCGCUCACCGCGCUCGCCCCGCCUCCCCCACUCGUCGCGCAGGACGCCGCGUCGCGUCACUCGUCGCGCUCGCCCCACCCCGCCACGGCCGAUGCUCCGGCGAGCGAGCAGCCGCCUCCUCCCGGAGAUCCCUCGCCGCACGGCCCCGCACCGCCGCGCCCACACGGCCAGCGCGGCGCUGCAAUGGCUCGACGACGAGCUCACGACGCUCGCCCGACCACCACCCGUGCCCGGGCCCGGGGUUGACGCGCACGCGUGCGCCAGGCUCCUGCAGGGCUGUGUGGCGCGCGGCGACGCCCAGGGCGGCCGUGCUGUGCACAGCCACGUCCUGCGGGGCGGCGGCCUGGACCUCUUCUGCGCCAACGUCCUGCUCAACCUCUACGGCUCUACGCCAAGCUCGGCCCCUUCGCCGGCGCGUGCAGGGUGUUCGACGGCUUGCCGGAGCGGAACACGGUGUCCUUUGUCACGCUCCUCCAGGCCCACGCGCUGCGCGGGGAGUACGAGCCCGCCGCGGCGCUGUUCCGGAGGCUGCGGCUGGAGGGCCACGAGGUGAACCAGUUCGUGCUCACCUCGAGCUGCUGGACUGUCAUGCGCGGGUCUCCGCCCGCUGCUCGGCCAUCGACCCACGUCUAGCCGCCCCUGUCGCCUAUCCUAAUGUGGCGAAAGCAAAUAUCUGCGGCAACAGCUCGAACAUGAACUGCUCGCACCUACGCGAACGUCAGCUGAAGGUAUUUGGAGAUCAUGAGGAUCAUAUGAUUACAUGCAGGGGACUGAGCGAAGAGAGGAUUAGUGAUCCAUACCUGCAUAUACAUGCAACGACAUUCAGAGAUGUUGGAAAACAGCUCUGGUCUCAUUUCCAUCACCAAACGUCUCCUAAAGAAGAACCCCACGUGGAGAAGGAUAACUGUUAACGAAGUUGCCGAUAAUGAUGUCCAUGUAGAAAUGGACAAGCUAGACAUUAUCAAAGAAAAAGUAUAUCAUGGAAAGGAUGGUAACCCUGAUAAGUAUGAUGUUCGAGGUCUAUCACUUGCUUUACCGUAUGGAGAGUGUUUGGGUAUUCUUGGUCCUAAUGGAGCUGGCAAGAGCUCUUUUUUUAGCAUGAUGAUUGGGUUUUCAAAGCCAACAUGAGGGAAUGCUUUUGUACAGGAUUUCAGCAUACAUACUGACAUGGAAAACAUAUAUAACAACAUGGGGGUUUGCCCGCAGAAUCAAUAGGAUAUGCACUUCUUUGUUUCAAAAUAAUUUCUCAGUAAUUUUUGUCAAGUUCAUGUUAAAUUCCUUCUGAUCUUACAUUACGUUGUCUCUAUUUUGGGAUGCAGUAUGCUAUGGGAGAUGCUGACUGGGAGGGAACAUCUCCAGUUCUAUGGUCGACUGAAGAUUCUGAGUGGCUCUGCUUUGGACUUUGCCAUCGAAGAAUCCUUAGGAACUGUAAAUUUACUUCUUGGUGGUGCUGCUGACAAGCAAGUCAGGAAGUACAGCGGUGGCAUGAAGAGGCGUCUUAGCAUCGCCAUCUUGCUGAUUGGAGAUGCAGAAGUAGUGUACAUGGACGACCCAGUACUGGACUAGAUCCAGCUUCAAGGAAGAGUCUCUAGACUGCUGUGACGCAAGCAAAGCAAGAUAGAGGAAUCAUUCUUACUAACGUGCAACUAAGAAACAUUUGAUAGAGAUAGUUUGUAGCAUUACAUUGAGUACUUAACAUUUGAUAGACAUUCCUAAUUCUGAAUGGAGUGAAACUAAGAAACUUUGGUCUAAAA